AAAUCCUAAUCCCCCAAGCCGCACAAUGAAUCCUUUGACGGUUGUUGCAGUCCUCUCCACCCUGGCCCUGUCGGCUCAGGCGCACUUUGCCGCCGCCCCCGCGCCCUACUUUGCGCCGGCUGCAUACUCUGCUCCGCUGCGAUAUGCUGCUCCGGCUGCCUAUUCGGCACCUCUGGGCUUUGCCGCACCGGCUGCCUACUCCGCACCGCUGGGCUUUGCUCCAGCUGCUCCCUAUGCUGCUCCUCUGGCGUACUCCUCUCCUCUGGUUGCCAAGACCUUUGCCCCGGCUCCAGUUGCAGCUCCUCUGGCUGCUGCCCCUCUGGCUGCUGCCCCUCUGGCUGCUGCUCCAGUUGCUGCCCCUCUGGCUGCUGCCCCUCUGGCUGCUGCCCCUCUGGCUGCUGCCCCUCUGGCUGCUGCUCCAGUUGCUGCUCCUCUGGCUGCUGCUCCCGUCGCUGCUCCCCUGGCUGCUGCCCCGCUGGCUGCUGCUCCAGAGAUCGUCGAUGCUCACCCACAGUACAAGUUCGCCUAUGAUGUCCAGGAUACGCUGACCGGCGACUCCAAGACCCAGGAGGAGACUCGCGAUGGCGAUGUUGUGCGCGGCUCCUACUCGCUGAUCGAAGCCGACGGCUCGCGCCGCAUUGUCAGCUACUAUGCCGAUGCCAUCAAUGGCUUCAAUGCCGUCGUCCAGAAGGAUGUGCCCGUUGUGGCGCCCGUCGCUCCAGUUGCGCCUGUUGUCGCCAAGCUUCGCAGCUUUGCGGCACCAGUUGCUGCUCCAGCUCCGGUGCUCGCCAAGACCCUGGCCGCACCCAUUGUUGUCUAAAUGUGGGCGGCGCAUUGUAAAUGGGGCGUGUCGU
Messenger RNA from Drosophila novamexicana, 854 nucleotides. It is a transcript of the gene Cpr64Ad, whose product is annotated as cuticle protein 21. Bases 26 to 820 code for a protein of 264 amino acids. Gene Ontology annotation, cellular component: extracellular matrix. The record is from RefSeq and is a predicted model, not a curated record. Lineage: Eukaryota; Metazoa; Arthropoda; Insecta; Diptera; Drosophilidae. The transcript is spliced from 2 exons.